ACCAGUGGAGCGAAGGCUUUCUCCGACCAUGCCGGGGCCCCAACCGACAGGGCCAUCGCUGACAAUGAGUCUGGCCUAUUUGAACUACAAAAGUCUCAACGCACUGAGCUCCCGGCGAUGCAGCAGCUUUUGGAUGCGAACAUCCGAAUUAUUGAAUUGAGCGAGUCUCUUGGGGUGAAAAGCUACAUCUUCUGCCCCUGCAUGGUCUAUGGAAAGGGUGAAGGAUUCGGCAACCAGGUCUCAAUUCAAACCGUUGCCAUUGUCAGCACCGCAAAAGCAACAGGACGAGUACGCGACCUCAACAAAUCCGACGAAGCGGCCUGGCCAGUGUGCCAUGUGGUCGAUAAUGCGUUGUUGUACAUUGCCAUCCUCAGAACCAUCCUUUCGUCCGGGGAUUGCGGCCACGGCCGAAAUGGAUUCUAUCUCGCGUCCAGCGGCCGAGUUGCCUGGAAAGAUGUCUAUGCAUCCAUUAGUACUGCACUCUCAAAACGAGGCCUCAUAGAAGCUAGCGGGGUGUAUCCAGCGGAUGAUGACUUCCUUGCUAGGAUGGCUGAGGCGCUCAACUCGCCAAAGGAAAUGGUGGCGCCUCAGCUGAGUGGGGAAUGCACAUUUGCAGCAAAGUAUGGCUAUGAGAUUGGUUGGAGGCCUUCGUUUCAGCCGGAGCAUAUUCUAGAGGCCAUGGACGAUGAGGUUGAUCUCAUCCUUGCAAGUAAUUCAGAUAAAUCCGAGAGGACACAGAAGAAGGGUGCUUUCUGA
This is a messenger RNA of Aspergillus uvarum CBS 121591, 756 nucleotides long. RefSeq lists its product as uncharacterized. The transcript is spliced from 5 exons. Lineage: Eukaryota; Fungi; Ascomycota; Eurotiomycetes; Eurotiales; Aspergillaceae. The annotation marks the transcript as partial. The record is from RefSeq and is a predicted model, not a curated record.